Molecule: messenger RNA, 579 nt
Organism: Aedes aegypti (yellow fever mosquito)
Lineage: Eukaryota; Metazoa; Arthropoda; Insecta; Diptera; Culicidae
Product: histone H1A, sperm
Exons: 1
Coding region: 1-579 (192 amino acids)
Biological process (GO): negative regulation of DNA recombination; nucleosome assembly; chromosome condensation
Cellular component (GO): nucleosome; nucleus
Molecular function (GO): double-stranded DNA binding; nucleosomal DNA binding; structural constituent of chromatin
Source: RefSeq, a predicted model, not a curated record
AUGGCGGAAGUGGAAGAAAAACAAACCGAAGCGGCCACCGGUAGCGACGAAGCAACCAAGAAGGCCACCAAGGAGAAGAAACCGAAAAAGGCUCGCAAAACCAAGGAAAAUAAAGAGGAUUCCUCCGAUAAGGAAAAACCAAAAAAGGUCUACCGCAAUGUGGACACUCCGAACGUCCACGACAUGAUCAUCGAGGCGCUGGACGUUCUGGACGAACGCAAAGGUGUGACGUUUCAGGCCAUCAAGCGCUACAUGGAGGACAACUAUCACGUCGACACUACCAAACAGGCUUCGCACGUUCGCAAGAUUAUGGCCAAAUGCGUCGAAAAUGGAGACAUCAUUCGAACACGGGGCGUCGGUUGCAGCGGGCGCUUCAAGGUAAAGCACAGCAAACCGACCAUGAUUAAGAAGCGGCUCGCUCCGGAAGACUACCAAGAACUGCCCAAUUCAAAAAAAGUCAGCAAGCCGAAACCGAAGCCGGAGAAAAAGGAAAUGGCCACCCCGAAAAAAGCUACCCCUGCCAAGAAGGUCAGCACUCCGGCGUCUGGCAAGAAAGGACGCCCAGGCAGAAAGAAGUAA